This is a messenger RNA of Eupeodes corollae, 1954 nucleotides long. RefSeq names its product probable ATP-dependent RNA helicase DDX55 homolog. Gene Ontology annotation, molecular function: nucleic acid binding; ATP binding; RNA helicase activity. Gene Ontology annotation, cellular component: nucleolus. The transcript is spliced from 3 exons. The coding region runs from base 57 to 1850 and encodes 597 amino acids. NCBI's taxonomy places the organism in Eukaryota, Metazoa, Arthropoda, Insecta, Diptera, Syrphidae. The record is from RefSeq and is a predicted model, not a curated record.
CAUGUGCUCAAACACCUGUCAAAAAUCUGUGACUUUAUUUUGUAAACAUUCGAAAAAUGUCGCGUAAAAAGUGGACGGAUCUUGAAAAACCCUUAUCUGAGCCAAUUCUUGAAGUCAUAAAGGAUCUUGGGUUUGAUUUUAUGACCCCAGUCCAAGCAGCGACAAUUCCUCUGUUAAUUGCACGUAAAGAUGUUUCUGCAGAAGCAGUGACUGGCUCUGGUAAAACACUUGCUUUUCUUGUACCUCUCUUGGAGAUUCUUAAGCGACGAGAAGCUGAAAGUCCAUGGAAACCAAAUGAGAUCGGAGCACUCAUUGUUUCUCCAACAAGGGAGUUGGCAUUUCAAAUAUCUGAAGUCUUGGCAAAGUUUCUAUCGCAUCCACAAUUAUCUUUUCUGAAGCAAAAGUUAUUAGUUGGUGGGAAUAACAUCGAAGAAGAUAUUGCUAAUAUACAAAAAGAGGGACCUUGCAUAUUAGUCUGCACUCCUGGACGCCUGGAAGACUUAUUUGAACGCAAAGGUGACCUUAAUCUUGCUUCAAGAGUAAAAAGUUUGGAAUUCCUUGUUCUGGAUGAGGCCGACCGUCUCUUGGAUCUGGGAUUCAAAGCAACCAUUAAUGUCAUUCUCAGCUAUAUUCCUCGACAGAGGAGGACUGGUCUUUUUUCAGCUACACAAACCACAGAGGUGACACAAUUAAUACGCGCUGGUCUAAGAAAUCCAGUGUUGGUGUCAGUUAAGGAAAAAUCCACAAUAAGCACUCCAGUGCUUCUUAAAAACUUCUAUUACAUCGUAGAACCUGAAUUUAAGUUUCUAGCAUUACUUGAGUUCCUAAAGCAACAUUGUCAUGACAAAAUUAUGCUGUUCUUUCCCACCUGUGCUUGUGUAGAAUACUGGUUGGAAAUUAUUCCACAAUUUUUGAAAAAGUCCACAGUUCUAGGCAUUCAUGGCAAAAUGAAGGCAAAGCGGAAUAGUGUUGUAGAGAAAUUUCGGUUAGCAGAAAAGGCAAUUCUACUUUGCACCGAUGUUCUAGCUCGAGGAUUGGAUGUUCCUGAAAUAGAUUGGGUUGUACAAUGGGAUCCACCGGCUAGUGCAUCGAGUUUUGUCCAUAGAGUUGGGCGAACUGCUCGUCAAGGGACAGAAGGUAGUGCGUUAGUGUUCCUUCUUCCCACCGAAGAUGCGUAUGUUAACUUUUUGAAAAUCAACCAAAAAGUAGAAUUAUCGCCUCUACAGAUUGAAUUUGGGACCCAAGACUUCGAUUCCAUUCUCAAUCGCAUGCAUAAGUUGCAAGCUGCCGACAAGGGAUGUAGCGACAAGGGAAUUCGAGCUUUUGUAUCGCACAUAAGAGCAUACAGUAAACACGAGUGCAAUGCAAUUCUCCGACUAAAAGACCUUGACUUGGGCAAAGUGGCCACUAGCUAUGGGCUCCUUCAAAUGCCGCGAAUGCCUGAGUUGAAAAAUUCUACAGCUGAUAGUUUUAUUGCACCAAAAUUCACUGUCGAUGUGAAUAAGUUGACUUACAAGAAUCAACAAAAGGAACAAAUUCGUCAGGAAAAACUGAAAACCUACGAAGCGACUGGAGAAUGGCCAGGAAAGAAGAAAUUUCACAAACGUACAGAAUCAUGGGAGCAAUCAAAGAAGAUGAAGGAUGAUGCUAAGUCUAAAAAGGAGAUCAGACGUGCUAAAAGGAAAUUAAAGAAAGCGUCUGGAGAUGCAGAGCCAAAGAAAAAGAAACAAAAAUUCAGCGAAGCUGAUCUAGAGGAACUGGCUAAUGAUAUACGAUUGUUUAAGAGGCUCAAGAAGAAAAAAAUCACUGAAGAAGAAUUCAAUGAACAAAUGGGAAUGGAAAAUGAGUAGAAAUGUAUGACUUUGUACAUUAGAUUAGUUUUUGAAGUCUAUUUUAUAAUGUUCUUAGUACUAACGACAAUAAAGUUAAAUAGUAAAUGUUUCAAAGGGUCUAA